Molecule: messenger RNA, 8734 nt
Organism: Pteropus alecto (black flying fox)
Lineage: Eukaryota; Metazoa; Chordata; Mammalia; Chiroptera; Pteropodidae
Gene: NSD1
Product: nuclear receptor binding SET domain protein 1
Exons: 24
Coding region: 346-8445 (2699 amino acids)
Biological process (GO): regulation of DNA-templated transcription
Cellular component (GO): nucleus; chromatin
Molecular function (GO): histone H3K36 methyltransferase activity; protein binding
Source: RefSeq, a predicted model, not a curated record
CCGGCCUCCCGCGCGCACCUCGGCCUCUGCUUUCCCGCAGCUAGCCAGCUGGGGGGUGCGGGGCCGGCUGCCCUCCCGCAGCAAACUUUGCUUGCUGCUGAAUAUUGAUGAGUGCAAUCGGCUCGGCCAGGAGUUGCUGCCGCGGCUGCGGGAAGGAGCGUGGCCCGAGCAGGCGGCGGCGGCGUCGGCAGCAGCCAUGUUUGUCAAGCUGUAGCAGCAGCUGCUGCUGCUCUGACUCGGCUUCACCGGCUGCCUUCGUUUCUCCCACUGCCGCUUCCCGUCCCCCAGGUCCUGCAGCCAUGGACCGAGCCGGCCUGCAUUCAGGAAGGUUGAUGGUGGCCCAGGAUGGAUCAGACCUGUGAACUACAUAGAAGAAAUUGUCUGCUGCCCUUUUCCAAUCCAGUGAAUUUAGAUGCCCCUGAAGACAAGGACAGCCCUUUCGGUAAUGGUCAAUCCAAUUUUUCUGAGCCACUUAAUGGGUCUGCUAUGCAGUUAUCGACUGCCAGUGGAACAUCCCAAAAUGCUUAUGGACAAGAUUCUCCAUCUUGUUACAUUCCACUGCGGAGACUACAGGAUUUGGCCUCCAUGAUCAAUGUAGAGUAUUUAAAUGGGUCUGCUGAUGGAUCAGAAUCCUUUCAAGACCCUGAAAAAAGUGAUUCAAGAGCUCAGUCGCCAAUUGUUUGCACUUCCUUGAGUCCUGGUGGUCCAACAGCACUUGCUAUGAAACAGGAGCCCUCUCAUAAUAACUCCCCUGAACUCCAGGUAAAAGUUACAAAGACUAUCAAGAAUGGCUUUCUGCACUUUGAGAAUUUUACUUGUGUGGACGUUGCAGAUGUAGAUUCUGAAAUGGACCCAGAACAGCCAGUCACAGAGGAUGAGAGUAUAGAGGAGAUCUUUGAGGAAACUCAGACCAAUGCCACCUGCAAUUAUGAGCCUAAAUCAGAGAAUGAUGUAGACGUGGCCAUGGGAAAUGAACAAGACAGCACACCAGAGAGUAGACACGGUGCAGUCAAAUCGCCAUUCUUGCCAUUAGCUCCUCAAACUGAAACACAGAAAAAUAAGCAAAGAAAUGAAGUGGACGGCAGCAAUGAAAAUUCAGCCCUUCUCCCAGCCCCUUUUUUACUAGGAGAUACAAACGUUACCAUAGAAGAGCAAUUAAACUCAAUAAAUUUAUCUUUUCAGGAUGAUCCAGACUCCAGUACCAGUACAUUAGGAAACAUGCUAGAAUUACCUGGAACUUCAUCAUCAUCUACUUCACAGGAAUUACCAUUUUGUCAGACCAAGAAAAAGUCUACACCACUGAAGUAUGAAGUUGGAGAUCUCAUCUGGGCAAAAUUCAAGAGACGCCCAUGGUGGCCCUGCAGGAUUUGUUCUGAUCCGUUGAUUAACACACACUCAAAAAUGAAAGUUUCCAACCGGAGGCCCUAUCGACAGUACUAUGUGGAGGCUUUUGGAGACCCUUCUGAGAGAGCCUGGGUGGCUGGAAAAGCAAUUGUCAUGUUCGAAGGCAGACAUCAAUUUGAAGAGCUACCUGUCCUUAGAAGAAGAGGGAAGCAAAAAGAAAAAGGAUAUAGGCAUAAGGUUCCUCAGAAAAUUUUGAGUAAAUGGGAAGCCAGUGUUGGUCUUGCUGAACAGUAUGAUGUUCCCAAAGGAUCGAAGAACCGAAAAUGUAUUACCAGUUCGAUCAAAUUGGACAGUGAAGAGGAUAUGCCAUUUGAGGACUGUACAAAUGAUCCUGAAUCAGAACAUGACCUGUUGCUUAAUGGCUGCUUGAAAUCUCUGGCUUUUGACUCUGAACAUUCUGCAGAUGAGAAGGAAAAGCCUUGUGCUAAGUCUCGAGCCAGAAAGAGCACUGAUAAUCCAAAAAGGACUUGUGUGAAAAAGGGCCACAUGCAAUUUGAAGCACAUAAGGAAGAACGGAGGGGAAAGAUUCCAGAGAACCUUGGCAUAAACUUUAUUUCUGGGGAUGUAUCUGAUAAGCAGGCAUCUAAUGAACUUUCCAGGAUAGCAAACAGCCUUACUGGGGCCAGCACUGCCCCGGGAAGUUUCCUGUUUUCUUCUUGUGCAAAAAACACUGCAAAGAAAGAGUUUGAGACUUCAAAUUGUGACUCUUUACUGGGCUUGUCUGAGGGUGCCUUGAUUUCUAAACGUUCUGGGGAGAAAAAGAAACUCCAGCGAAGUCUGGUAUGCAGUUCAAAAGUGCAACUCUGCUAUAUUGGAGCAGGUGAUGAAGAAAAACGAAGUGAUUCCAUCAGUAUCUGUACCACUUCUGAUGACGGAAGCAGUGAUCUGGAUCCUAUAGAUCACAGUUCAGAGUCUGAUAACAGUGUCCUUGAAAUUACAGAUGCUUUUGAUAGAACAGGGAACAUGUUGUCUGUGCCGAAAAACGAAAAGGUAAAGUAUUCUAGGUAUCCUGCCGCAAACACUAAGGUAAAAGCAAAGCAGAAGUCCCUUCUUACUAACUCACAUACAGACCACUUAACAGAUUGUACUAAGACAGCAGAGUCUGGAACGGAGACAUCUCAGGUUAAUCUCUCUGAUUUUAAAGUGUCCACUCUUCUUCGCAAACCCCAAUCGGAUUUUAGAAAUGAUGGUCUCUCUUCAAAAUUCAACACCCCAUCAAGCAUUUCCAGUGAGAACUCAUUAUUAAAGGGUGGGGCUACGAAUCAAGCUCUUUUACAUUCGAAAAGCAAACAGCCCAAGAUCCGAAAAAUAACGUACAAACAUAAAGAAAAUCCAGUUCUAGUAGAACCUCCAGUUACAAAUGAGGACUGCAGUUUGAAAUGCUGUUCUUCGGAUACCAAAGGCUCUCCUUUGGCCAGCAUUUCCAAAAGUGGGAAAGUGGAUGGGCUAAAACUACUGAGCAACAUGCAUGAGAAAACCAGGGAUUCGAGUGACAUAGAAACAGCAGUGGUGAAACACGUUCUGUCAGAGUUGAAAGAACUCUCUUACAGAUCUUUAAGUGAAGAUGUCAGUGACUCUGCAACAUCAAAGCCAUCAAAACCAUUACUUUUUUCUUCUGCCGCUAGUCAGAAUCAUAUACCUAUUGAACCAGAUUACAAGUUCAGUACAUUGCUGAUGAUGUUGAAAGAUAUGCAUGACAGUAAGACCAAGGAGCAACGGUUAAUGACUGCUCAAAACUUGGUCUCCUAUCGGAGUCCAGGUCUUGGGGACUGUUCUACCAGUAGUCCUGUAGGGACUUCUAAGGUCUUGGUUUCAGGAGGCUCCACUCACAAUUCAGAAAAAAACAGGGAUGGCGUUCCAGAUCCAGUUCGUCCUAGCCCCAGUGGGGGUGACUCUGCACUGGCUGGGGACUUGUCUGCUUCUCUGCCUGGCUUAGUGGCCGACAGAAGAGACCUCCCUACUGCCGGCAAAAGUCGUUCAAACUGUGUUACUAGGCGCAACUGUGGGCGAUCAAAGCCACCAUCCAGAUUGCGAGAUGGUUUUUCAGGCGAUAUGGUGAAGAACACAGUGAACCGGAAAGCCUUAAAGCCAGAGCGCAAGAGAAAACUGAGCCGGCUUCCAGCUGUGACUCCAGAGGCUGCCCCGCAGGGAGACAGAGCGGGUGGGGGUUCAGAGAGUGGCUUCUCGAGAGGUGGGGCAAAAGACCCUGGUAAAGAAGAACCCCUUCAGUUAACAGGCCCUUUAACAAGUGAGGACGGUGCCCAUUUUUCUGAUGUUCAUUUUGACAACAAAGUUAUCCAGUCUGACUCUGAUAAGGUUCCUGAAAAAGUCCCCUCUUUUGAAAAUAGAAAGGGCCCAGACUUGGACUCUGAAAUGAAUAGUGAGAAUGACGAACCCAAUGGUGUAAAUCAAGUGGUGCCUAAAAAACGGUGGCAGCGUUUAAACCAAAGGCGCACUAAACCUCGUAAGCGCACUAACAGAUAUAGGGAGAAAGAAAACUCUGAGGCUGGCUUUGGGGUCUUGCUUCCUGCUGACCCUGUAAAGAAGGGGGAUGAGUUCCCAGAGCAUAGACCUCCUCCUUCCACGAACAUCCUGGAGGAUGUGGUGACAGAUCCAAAUCAUGCCAGCCAUUUAGAUUCAGUUGGGCCACGAUUGACUGUUUGUGAUAAAUCCAGUGCCAGCAUUGAGGAGAUGGAAAAGGAGCCAGGAAUUCCCAGUUUGACUCCCCAGCCUAAGGUUCCUGAACCAGCUGUGAGGUCAGAGAAGAAACGCCUUAGGAAGCCAAGCAAGUGGCUUCUGGAAUAUACUGAAGAAUAUGAUCAGAUAUUUGCUCCUAAGAAAAAACAGAAGAAAGUACAGGAACAAGUGCACAAGGUAAGUUCCCGCUGUGAAGAGGAAAACCUUUUAGCACGAAGUCGAUCUAAUGCUCAAAACAAGCAGGCGGAUGAGAAUUCUUUGAUUUCAACCAAAGAAGAGCCUCCAGUUCUUGAAAGGGAGGCUCCAUUUUUGGAAGGGCCCUUGUCUCAGUCAGAACUUGGAGGUGGACAUGCUGAGUUGCCACAGCUGACCUUGUCUGUGCCGGUGGCUCUUGAAGUCUCUCCACGGCCUGCCCUUGAGUCUGAGGAACUGCUAGUUAAAACAACAGGAAAUUAUGAAAGUAAACGUCAGAGAAAACCAACUAAGAAACUUCUUGAAUCAAAUGAUUUAGACCCUGGAUUUAUGCCCAAGAAAGGGGAUCUUGGCUUUUCUAAAAAGUGUUAUGAAACUGGUCACUUGGAGAAUGGCAUUACUGAAUCAUGUGCUGUAUCUCAUUCUAAAGCAUUUGGUGGAGGCACUGCCAAGAUAUUUGAUAAACCAAGAAAGCGAAAACGACAAAGGCAUGCUACAGCCAAGGUGCAUUGUAAAAAAGUGAGAAAUGAAGACUCAUCAAAAGAAACUCCAGGCUCAGAGGGAGAACUGAUGACGCAUAGGACGGCUGCUAGCCCCAAGGAGACUGUUGAAGAGGGUGUAGAAAACGACCACGGGAUGCCAGUGUCUAAAAAACUGCAGGGUGAACGAGGCGGAGGAGCUGCGCUCAAGGAGAAUGUUUGUCAGAACUGUGAGAAACUGGGUGAGCUGCUGUUAUGUGAGGCUCAGUGCUGUGGAGCUUUCCAUCUCGAGUGCCUUGGAUUAAAUGAGAUGCCCAGAGGAAAAUUUAUCUGCAAUGAAUGUCGCACAGGAAUCCAUACCUGUUUUGUAUGUAAACAGAGUGGGGAAGAUGUUAAAAGGUGCCUUCUGCCCUUGUGUGGAAAGUUUUACCAUGAAGAAUGUGUCCAGAAGUAUCCGCCCACUGUCAUGCAGAACAAGGGCUUCCGCUGCUCCCUCCACAUCUGCAUAACGUGCCAUGCUGCUAAUCCGGCCAGUGUUUCUGCGUCUAAAGGUCGUCUGAUGCGCUGUGUCCGCUGCCCUGUGGCAUACCAUGCCAACGACUUUUGUCUGGCUGCUGGGUCAAAGAUCCUUGCGUCUAAUAGUAUCAUAUGCCCUAAUCACUUUACACCUAGACGAGGCUGCCGAAAUCAUGAGCAUGUUAAUGUUAGCUGGUGUUUUGUAUGCUCAGAAGGAGGCAGCCUUCUGUGCUGUGAUUCUUGUCCUGCUGCUUUUCAUCGAGAAUGCCUGAACAUUGAUAUCCCUGAAGGAAAUUGGUAUUGCAAUGACUGUAAGGCAGGCAAAAAGCCACAUUAUAGGGAAAUUGUCUGGGUAAAAGUUGGGCGAUACAGGUGGUGGCCAGCUGAGAUCUGCCAUCCUCGAGCUGUACCUUCCAACAUUGAUAAGAUGAGACAUGAUGUGGGCGAGUUUCCUGUGCUCUUCUUUGGGUCUAAUGACUAUCUGUGGACUCACCAGGCCCGAGUCUGUCCCUACAUGGAGGGGGACGUGAGCAGCAAGGAUAAGAUGGGCAAAGGAGUAGAUGGGACAUAUAAAAAAGCUCUUCAGGAAGCUGCAGCAAGGUUUGAGGAAUUAAAGGCUCAAAAAGAGCUAAGACAGCUGCAGGAAGACCGAAAGAAUGAUAAGAAGCCACCGCCUUAUAAACAUAUAAAGGUGAACCGUCCUAUUGGCAGGGUACAGAUCUUCACUGCAGACUUGUCUGAAAUUCCCCGUUGCAACUGUAAAGCUACUGAUGAGAACCCCUGUGGGAUAGAUUCCGAGUGCAUCAACCGCAUGCUGCUCUAUGAGUGUCAUCCCACAGUCUGUCCUGCUGGGGGGCGCUGCCAAAACCAGUGCUUCACUAAGCGCCAGUACCCAGAGGUGGAAAUUUUUCGCACAUUACAGAGGGGCUGGGGUCUCCGAACAAAAACAGAUAUUAAAAAGGGCGAGUUCGUGAAUGAGUAUGUGGGUGAACUGAUAGAUGAAGAAGAGUGCAGAGCUCGGAUCCGUUACGCCCAGGAACAUGAUAUCACUAAUUUCUACAUGCUUACCCUGGACAAAGACCGGAUCAUUGAUGCUGGUCCCAAAGGCAACUAUGCUCGGUUUAUGAAUCAUUGCUGCCAGCCCAACUGCGAGACACAGAAGUGGUCUGUCAAUGGAGAUACUCGUGUCGGCCUUUUUGCCCUGAGUGACAUUAAAGCAGGCACUGAACUUACCUUCAACUACAACCUAGAAUGUCUUGGGAAUGGAAAGACCGUUUGCAAAUGUGGAGCCCCGAACUGCAGCGGCUUUUUGGGUGUAAGGCCAAAGAAUCAACCCAUUGCCACGGAAGAAAAGUCAAGGAAAUUCAAGAAGAAGCAACAGGGGAAGCGCAGGAGCCAGGGUGAAAUCACAAAGGAGCGAGAGGAUGAGUGUUUCAGCUGUGGGGAUGCUGGCCAGCUCGUCUCCUGUAAGAAGCCAGGCUGCCCAAAAGUUUACCACGCAGACUGUCUCAAUCUAACCAAGCGACCAGCAGGGAAAUGGGAGUGUCCUUGGCAUCAGUGUGACAUCUGUGGGAAGGAAGCAGCCUCCUUCUGUGAGAUGUGUCCCAGCUCCUUUUGCAAGCAGCAUCGGGAAGGGAUGCUCUUCAUCUCCAAACUGGAUGGCCGUCUGUCUUGUACUGAGCAUGACCCCUGUGGGCCCAACCCUCUGGAACCUGGGGAGAUCCGUGAGUAUGUGCCUCCUCCAGUACCGCUGCCUCCAGGCCCAAGCACUCACCUGGCAGAACAAUCAUCAGGAGUAGCUGCUCAGGGGCCCAAGAUGUCGGACAAGCCACCUGCUGAUACCAACCAGACAUUGUCGCUGUCCAAAAAAGCUCUGACAGGGACUUGUCAGAGGCCACCGCCUGAAAGACCUCCUGACAGAACUGACUCCAGGCCCCAGCCUGUAGAUAGGGUCAGGGACCUUGCUGGGUCAGGGACCAAACCCCAAUCCUUGGUAUCCAGCCAGAAGCCAUUGGACAGGCCACCUUCAGUGGCAGGACCAAGACCCCAACUAUCUGACAAAACCUCUUCAGUGACCGGCCCAAGUUCCUCAUCCUCAGUCAGGUCCCAACCACUGGAAAGACCUCUGGGGUCAGCUGACCCAAGGCUGGAUAAAUCCAUAGGUGCUGCCAGCCCAAGGCCCCAGUCACUGGAGAAAACCCCAGUCCCUGCUGGCCUGAGACUUCCGCUGCCAGAUAGACUGCUAGUCACCAACAACCCUAAACCCCAGACUUCAGACAGGUCCCCAGAUAAAUCCCAUGCCUCUUUGUCCCAGAGAUUACCACCUGACAAAGUGCUAUCAGCUGUGGUCCAAACCCUGGUAGCUAAAGAAAAAGCACUGAGGCCUGUGGACCAGAAUACUCAGUCAAAAAAUAGAGCUGCUCUGAUGGCGGAUCUCAUCGACCUAACUCCUCGCCAGAAGGAGCGGGCGGCUUCUCCUCAUGAGGUCGUACCACACAUUGAUGAGAAGAUGCCAGUGUUGGAGUCCAGCUUGUGGCCCGUCAGCAAAGGUCUGGGACAGAUGCCUCGAGCUGUUGAGAGAGGCAAUGUGUCAGAUCCUGUCCUUCAGCCUCCUGGGAAAGCCACGGCCUCCUUGGAGCAUCCUUGGCAAGCUGUUAAAUCACUCACCCAGGCCAGACUUCUUUCUCAGCCCCCUGCCAAGGCUUUUUUAUAUGAGCCAGCAACUCAGGCCUCAGGAAGAGUACCUGCAGGGGCCGAGCAGAUCCCAGGGUCUCCCAGCCAAGCACUAGGCCUGGUGAAGCAGGUGAAGCAGAUGGUUGGAGGCCAGCAACUACCUGGACUUGCUGCCAAGAAUGGGCAGUCCUUCAGGCCUCUUGGGAAGGCCCCAUCCUCCCUUUCCACUGAGGAGAAGAAGUUGGGAACCUCAGAACAGAGUCCCUGGGCUCUGGGAAAGGCCUCACCAGGGCCAGGUUUCUGGCCCAUGGUGGCUGGACAGACACUGGCGCAGUCUUGCUGGUCCUCUGGGAGCACACAGACAUUGGCACAAACUUGCUGGUCUUUUGGAAGAGGGCAGAACCCUAAACCAGAGCAAAGUACACUUCCAGCUCUUAACCAGGCUCCUUCCAGUCACAAGUGUGCAGAGUCAGAACAGAAAUAAUACUAGUAAAUGUCACACGACCAGACCAGCUACCCCCAGGGUUCUUGGGGAAGGGAAAUCUUUCUUUUUCCCCCUUAAAAAAACAAACCCCAACACUUACCACUGUUAUUCUUUCUUUAUAUCCCAACACUCAGAACUCUUGUGACAUUAGUCAGUGGGGGCUGUGGUUGUAUGAACCAUGUAUGGAAAUCCAAUUGGGCCUCAGCCAAGGAGACAGGCAGACUCGGGUCUCUUGCCCUCAACCUUUACAUAUGGUCAACUUGAAAUAAAAAGUCCACUCUGGAGUCAA